UAAAUGAUUAAACGGUUGAGUAAAAUGAGAAUUCUUGCAUCAGGAAGUUAUUUUGAGUAAAAAGCUCUUUUUUGAUGCUCCAGAUGCUGAAACACAACUUCCAGGUGAGCACACACCUGUUUAGCAUCUUUGUAGUUCUGGACGUGCAUUUUUUGUUGCAUUACAAAUCAAAGAGCCAGAGCAGAAGGCCUUAUAAAGUAAUCUUAAACCAGUUUUGGUUUUGAUGUUUCUUUCUUUUGAAUUCUGUUAAAGGUGUGGAACACUGUAAAACCAUUUUUAAAGAUUAUUUCUGAUUCUAACGGGUCACUCUUGAGUGUUUCAUGCAGGCUGAACAUGAAAAUAGUCUCCUACACCUAUCUCCUGCAUUAGCAUCUGAUAGAAAACAGACGGUGAAACUCUAGGAUUAGAAAAUCCUGACAGAUCUACGUCACCCUGUCACUUAACAUUCAUGGACUCACCCAUCUUGGCUCAUGACAGGGAAGGCUGUUGUUGGUUUAGCGUCCAGGAAACAGCAGAGAAUGUCUGUGCUAGUAGAAGCUAACUGUUAGCAUUAGCAACUCCACCACACAGCAGAACUCCUCCAGACUUGUGUUAUUUGUGGAGAUGAAACAUGACAGAGCAAACAGAGCCAGUGGUAUUGUCGGGUUGUUGUUAGCCAAUCAGAGGAGAGAUGUGCGAAUAUCAAGCUCUCCUCUGAUGUGGCUCACUUCUAGUUCCUCAACAGGUACACCAGAGUUUGGAUCAGUACAGACCUAGAAAAGUUAAAAUCUGCAGUUUUGUCCCUAGAAUCUGGAAGAAAGAGCUUUUGAAGCUCCAGAACAAGUCAUUUAUGACCUCUCAGUUACAGAAAAUUACAGCCGCUGUCUGCACCGAGUAAUCACAGCUGUUGGAAACCCUCAGCUCGACCACGCUGCUCAUCUCCUCUGUUCUCACCACAUGUGUGCUAGUUGGGUUUGGGCUAAAUUGCAGCCUUGCACUCGGCUGAAGUGAGCGGGACGUGAAAGCCGCCCUUCGUUGGCUGAGAGCAUGCUCGUCUCUCAUUAGCAUCAGCGUGCACGGGAAGCAGCUACAAGUGUGUCAGAGUUCAGGCUGACUGUGGAAUUUUCAUUAGAACAGGAAGUUGCAGCUUCUGAAAUAGUUCGACUGAAAACUUUGUUGUAAAAAAUGGAUCUUUUAAUAUCAUGUGGACCACAGCAGCGUGUAAACGGACUCCAUCCUGUUCCGGUCUCGAGGACCAACAAGAACUCCCUCUAAGAAAUGGCAGAAGUUCUAACGACGCGUUCAUGCACCCCUCUGAAGCCCAUAACACCCAUCAAAAUCUCUGAGGAGGGCGACGAGGUUUUGGGGGACUACACCGUUGGUGAGCAAGUCUGGGUCAACGGCGUCAAACCUGGUGCUAUUGCCUACCUGGGCGAGACACAGUUCGCCCCAGGACAGUGGGCCGGCGUCAUACUGAAUGACCUAGUUGGCAAGAAUGAUGGCUCGGUGGGUGGCGUGCGCUACUUUGAGUGCCAGCCCCUCCAGGGCAUUUUCACCAGACCCUCAAAGCUCACCCGACAGCCCAUGGGAGAGGGGAGCGACAGCCUCUCCACCGAUUCAGCCCCGAACCAGAGUCAGCAGGGCGGCACCGGUGCCCCCAGUGGCCAGAGGGUGGUGGUGCCACUCAGAGAGGGGCUCCUCAACAGCGCCGUGAAAACGGGGAAUGAGUCCGGGUCCAACAUGUCCGAUAGUGGGUCGGUUAAGAAAGCUGGAGAUAAAGAUCUGAGGGUUGGAGAUCGAGUUUUGGUGGGAGGCUCUAAGAUGGGAGUGAUUCGGUACAUGGGGGAAACAGACUUCGCUAAGGGUGAGUGGUGUGGGGUGGAGCUGGACGAGCCGCUGGGGAAGAACGACGGAGCGGUCGCCGGUACGAGAUACUUCCAGUGUCUCCCGAAGUUCGGUCUGUUCGCUCCGAUCCACAAGGUGAUCCGCAUCGGCUUUCCCUCCACCAGCCCGGCCAAGGCCAAGAAGAGCAAGCGGGUGGCCAUGGGGGUGUCGUCUCUGGCCCACAGCCCUAGCAGCUCCUCCAUCAGUUCAGUCAGCUCGGUGGCCUCCUCUGUGGGUGGGCGCCCGAGCCGAGCUGGACUGCUGACAGAGACGUCAUCCCGCUAUGCCCGAAAGAUUUCUGGCACCACGGCGCUCCAGGAAGCCCUGAAGGAGAAGCAGCAGCACAUCGAGCAGCUGCUGGCUGAGAGGGACCUGGAGAGAGCUGAGGUUGCCAAGGCAACCAGCCACAUCUGCGAGGUGGAGAAAGAGCUGAGUGCCCUCAAGGCGCAGCACCUGCAGUACGUCACGGAGAACGAGAGUGCCCUCCAGCAGGUCAAAGCCCUGCUGGCAGGCACACAGAAGGAUAAGGUGGAACUGGCCAAUCAGCUGGAGGAAGAGAAGAGGAAGGUGGAAGACCUCCAGUUCAGAGUAGAGGAGGAAUCCAUCACCAAAGGAGACCUGGAGGGAAGCUGCAGUCAUGUUUCCAGGUCCGUCGGGUCGGGAAAACGAAGCAAGCAAACCACAGUGGAGGAGCAGAGUCGCAUCGUGCAGCUGGAGGAGGAGCUCUCCCUCAGAAGAGCGGAGACGGAGGAGCUCCAGGCUCAGCUCCGUCGGGCGGACGCGAGCUCGCAGCCGGCCGGCGAUGCCGCCCAGCCGGAAACCCUCCUCCUGCGGGAGCAGCUGCUGUCUGCGGGCCGCGAGCUCCACCAGGAGAGCAGCGAGCUUAAAGAGAAGCACGAGAACGCCUCGGCGUCGAGCCGGCAGGAGAUCAGCUCGCUGAGGGCGGUGGUGGAGAAACAGAACCUGGAGAUCAGUGAGAUGAAGCAGAAGGUCCAGCAGGCCACCAAGGAGAAUGUGGAGAUGAUGGACUCCUGGAAGGCUAAGUUUGACUCUUUAGUCAGUGACCACCAGCGAUCCCUAGAAGAACUGAAGGCGUCUCUGAGUAGAGAUCCAGCUGCCUCACAAGGCCAGGAGCAGGAUGCCCAGGAGCUGAGGACCACCCUGGAGAGCCUGAAGAUGGAGCACCAGCUGGAGGUGGAGAACCUCAAGGCCAAACACAAGAUUGAAGCCGCCAUUCUGACCAAGGAGCGCGAGGACCUUAGGGCUCGUCUUCAGGAGGUCGGAGACCAGGUGGCCGAAGGCAGUCAGGCCUGGAGGUCCGAGGCGGAGGCUCAGAGCAGCAAAGCUGCCCUGAACGAGGCCUCUCAGAAGCUACAGAAGGCGGAGGUGAGGCUGGCAGAGAUGGAGAAGCUCCAAACGGAGCAGUACAAAACCAGGGCGGAGCUGCAGGACCGACUGGAGCUAUCAGAGAAGAAGAUGACAGAUUACCAGGCUCUGCAGAAGGCUCAGGCGGAGAGCCAGGAGGAGAUCCAAAAACUGGAGGAGAAGCUGAGGGUGACGGCGAACCAGCUCCAGGCCGUCCAGUCCGACCGCUACACGUCCCGCGAUGCAAAUAUGAUAGAAGACAAUGAGCUUUCAGAUGAUAAGAGGACUCUCAAACAGAAUAUCGAAGAAACGAUGGAGAAGUUGUUGAAAAGGGAAAAGGAGGUCUCUACUCUCACCUCGCAGGUCGAAGCGCUCAAAUCACAGGUCGGAGCUCUGGAGAGUAAAGUUCACUCCGGGGAGAAGAAGGCUGAAGUCCUCGCCAAGGAGAAGAUGCGCGUGGAGGCCGAGCUGGAGUCCAUGACCAGGAAGUCCCACGAUGCCUCGGGGCAGCUCGUCAGCAUCAGCCAGGAGCUGCUGAAGAAAGAAAGGAGCCUGAACGAGCUGAGGGUGCUACUCCUGGAGUCCCACCGUCACUCGCGGGACACGGAGAAGGACCUGAGCCGGGAGGUGCACAAGGCCGAGUGGAAGGUCAAGGAGCAGAAACUUCAGGACGACAUCAAAACCCUACGAGAGAAAGUGCUUCUGCUGGGUCGGGAGCGAUCUUCACCCGACCACCGGCGCUACUCCAUGCUGGACCCCUCGGCUCUGGACUCAGAGGUGACCCGCCUGCGCCAGCGGCUGCUCGGUACCGAGGAAGCCCUGAGGAACGCCUUGGAGCACAACCAGGAAGUGGACCAACUGGUCCAGGCCAUGCGUAAACGUCCAGACAAAAGCCAGGUCCUCGGUGCAAAUUCAGCAAACGGGAUUCAUCACCAGGAGUCAGACAGCACUCGAGAUGAGCAGCACUGAUUUAGAAGCAGCGGGGAAAAGACGGGGAACCUGACUCUGACCGAUCCGGGACACGAAGUUGAUCUGCCGUCGCAGCGAUGAAGGAACAUUUUCUUUUACAGUCAAAACCAAAACAUUGAACGUCUGUUCUGAGUGAUUUCAUGUGUUGGUGCAGAAGGCGCCUGUUAGCCGAUCAAGAGGAUCUUGAUCGGCUUCAAAGGAUAAACUUAAAGAGAUAUUAUGAGUAAGCUGCUGAGAACUCAACAUCCUGGCAGCUUUGAUGCUUUAAAGCAGUUUCAGGACAAAUCUGAGUUGUGAUCUGGAACAAAAACCUGCUGAUGGACUAAAGAGGAGCUGAAGGACUGGGUCUGGUUGAUAUAUUUCGUUUAUUUAUUCCGUCAUUUUGCUGUUUGCUUUGUAAUAAUCCUCUGUACUGUAGAUGAGCUGUGUCCACGCUCUGCAACUCACAAACAGUGGUUUGCCAAUUCCACACCUGAACUGGUCUCAAACUCAUUGUAAUGCACAAGCCUAUGUAGAAAUAUUAAAAUACAGGAUUUGAGCAAGAACAACAAAAACAGUAGAGUAGAAAAGUUUUUUUAGCAUUUCUUUAAAGUUCCGAUCAGGUUUUUGGCAUUUAAAUCAUUUUUUUGUAAUAAUGUCCCAGCGUACAGGUGCCGAGUGCGCUCCAAACCCUUGUUUUGUUAUUCUUUCCAGAAUGAUGAGCAUGUUCAUGACUUGGGUCUGUAAACACAACUCCAGCUUGUUCUUAAUGGAAUCAGUUACAAAAAAGUGCAUUAAAACCAAGCUAAUGCCAGCCACCUGCUAGCUUAAAACAUCAGCUGAUUCCAGAGCUGCCAUGUGGCAAACACUAAUUGCCUUUGUCCACUUGAGUGCAUUUUUAUGUCUUUUUUUUUCAUCAAAGAGAAACUACCAGGCAGCAUUUGGAAAGCGUCGGUAACUCCUGCUCUAAUGAAAUAACCAGAGCCCAUAGCAUCACUGUGACAGUUUAUUAGGCUGAGUCGUGUCUGCAGGAGGAAGAGCGGAUCUGGUACAGGUAAAAAAAAAACGAUGAUCGUGUCUGAAAAUCAGCACUGAUGAACCAAGGAGGCCUUCUGCAUUCAGCUGUGGUAAUAAAUCACUACCUGACCCUGGAUCAGUGCACCGUUGACUCUAUUUGCUGUGGAUGUAUUUUUUAUUUUAUUUCAACAGGCUCCAUCCAUGUGGUAAUAUGUAAAAUAUGAGCCCAUUUGUAAUGUAAUAGGAUGUACCUGCAGUGCUUUACUGACCCUUUCUCAGUCUCUGAAGGGCUGUAACAGAAGCUGAAACCCAAACUCAUCCAGGCUCAGAUUAUCUUGUUUCUACUGUAAAGUCUUCCAAGUGUUGGACUCGCCAGAAGGUUUGGUUGCUUAACAGGAGAAAAUCUGGUGAUUCCUUCGGUCAGCUCGGAUACAUCUUCAACCUCCCACUGGAUGUUAUUGGACGUGGUCCUCCCCACUCACGGGGGUUCUUUCCUUUCUGGAUCAUUGCUGCAGUGAUUUUUUUUGGAGAUUGAGUCAUUAAAUAUUUACAAUGUG
Messenger RNA from Nothobranchius furzeri (turquoise killifish), 5750 nucleotides. The record is from RefSeq and is a predicted model, not a curated record. Lineage: Eukaryota; Metazoa; Chordata; Actinopteri; Cyprinodontiformes; Nothobranchiidae.